AUGAUGGGCAAUGUGACCUACUCCUGGUCCUUUACCUUUGUGUUGCAAGGCAUCCCGGGGCUGGAGGCGUACCACAUGUGGUUCUCAGUGGCAGUCUGCACUGGCUAUGUGAUCAUCGUUGCUGGGAACUCUAUCAUUUUACUAGUCAUAGUAUCCGAACCACUCCUCCACAGGCCCAUGUACUACUUCCUCUGCAUGCUGUCUACUAUUGACUUAGCAGCCACCACCUCUACGUUGCCCAAGAUGCUUUCCAUCUUCUGGUUCCAGGCUAGGGAGAUCCAGUUUAAUACCUGUUUGGCCCAGAUGUUCUUCAUCCAUGCUUUGUGUAUAAUGGAGUCAGCAGUGCUGCUGUCCAUGGCUGUAGAUCGAUACGUGGCCAUCUGCUUCCCUCUCAGAUACAAUUCUUUCUUCACUGGGUCCCUAGUUGCUAAGAUGGAGAUAGCAGCUGUUGUCAGGGGAACCCUGUUGAUGUGCCCCUGUUUUUUCCUCAUCAAAAGACUCUCCUUCUGUCGGACAAAUGUUAUCCAUCAUACUUAUUGUGAGCACAUGGCUGUGGUGAGGUUGGCCUGUGGAGACACCAGGUUCAAUAGUGCUUAUGGGCUAAGUGUGGCCUUGCUUGUCAUUGGAGGGGACCUUCUGUGCAUUGGCCUCUCCUACGUCUUCAUUGUCCGUGCAGUGCUACGGCUUUCCUCCAGUGAGGCCAGGUUCAAGGCCUUUGGCACUUGUGGUUCCCACCUCUGUGUCCUCACAAUAUUUUACACCCCAGCACUCUUCUCCUUUCUUACCUACCGUUUUGGCCACAACGUGGCUCCCCAUGUUCAUAUCCUGCUGGCUAACCUUUACCUUCUCGUUCCUCCUAUGUUGAAUCCCAUUGUCUAUGGAGUGAGAACCAAGGAGAUUCGGGAACAGGUCAUUAGAGUGUUCCUCCCAAACAAGGUCAUUGUCAAACCCAGAUCUGUCUGA
Messenger RNA from Protobothrops mucrosquamatus (brown spotted pit viper), 963 nucleotides. RefSeq names its product putative olfactory receptor 52P1. The transcript has a single exon. The record is from RefSeq and is a predicted model, not a curated record. Gene Ontology annotation, biological process: G protein-coupled receptor signaling pathway. Gene Ontology annotation, molecular function: olfactory receptor activity; G protein-coupled receptor activity. Lineage: Eukaryota; Metazoa; Chordata; Lepidosauria; Squamata; Viperidae. The coding region runs from base 1 to 963 and encodes 320 amino acids. Gene Ontology annotation, cellular component: membrane.